AUGGUGGUGACAAAUUCAGAGUACGACAAGUGUGGAUCAGCUCAGCCUCUCUUCUUCUCCAACAAUGGCGACACCACCUUCGUAUUAGACAGGCCGGGUUUAUUCUACUUCAUCAGCGGCGUGACCGGCCAUUGUCCCAAGGGGCAGAAGAUGAUAGUCAAGGUUUUGGACGUGGAAAAUUCAUCUGAUGAUGAUCAACAAUCUGGAAAUCAAACUGCUGCAGAAGACACCAAGAAGAAAAGUGAUGCUACUCAGGUUUUGGGUCAUUGGAGUUUACCUAGCUUCAUGGUUUUGUUCAUUGUUGGGUAUCAUAUCAUGGGUUGA
Messenger RNA from Beta vulgaris subsp. vulgaris (sugar beet), 324 nucleotides. RefSeq names its product early nodulin-like protein 21. Lineage: Eukaryota; Viridiplantae; Streptophyta; Magnoliopsida; Caryophyllales; Amaranthaceae. Gene Ontology annotation, cellular component: plasma membrane. Gene Ontology annotation, molecular function: electron transfer activity. The coding region runs from base 1 to 324 and encodes 107 amino acids. The record is from RefSeq and is a predicted model, not a curated record. The transcript has a single exon.